AUGAAAACAGUAACAUCAUCUUGUUUUUCUUCUGUAAAGUCAAGUACCACCGUCACCACCACGGAAGAGUACCAAACCGAAACGCCAGACAGCUGCUACUACCCUGGAUGCAGAAAAGACGCUAAUUGUAGUUGUGAAAUUUGCUUGGCUAGCAUCAAUGCAACUCUUGACCUCAUGCCUUUCAGCGUUCAAAAGAGCUCCCUCACCGAACUCUCCGCUUCUCGUCUUCAACAUGUACAGACCACGCCAAUCUCCUUUGAUCCUACUAUUGCGUCAACACCCAGAUCCAGUUCUUUCACGAUAAUGGGCUCUCCAGCUCUUAAAUCAAUUGCAAGAUCGAAUGUUAAGGCUUCGGAGAAGAGAAGAAGUGAGAAGUGUUUUGGUCAUCUCAGGUUUUUAUUGACGCUGGUUUUGGUUUUGAAUGUGUUCCUUGCGAUUGAAAUUGGGUCUUCUUGGAUGGUUUCUGGAGUUUUCAGGCCAGUGUUGUCCCCUGACAUUUUGAGGAGUGUUGGUGAGAGCUCUUCUGUUGUGCCUGACUUCAACGGGAGAUUGCGGUUCUUACAGAGUGAGUUAGAGGGAAUUGUUCAUGGCAAGGUCUCCAAUUGCAGCUACAAUGAUUCUAAAUGGAAAAUUAAUCAGGAUGGCUUGCUCUUGAAUUCACGUUGUGUAUUGUAUAAAUCAGCGACGGAAGAGGUAAGCGUAUGGGGAUGGCCUCUACAAACAGCAGGGCUGCUCACAACUGGAUUUUCUUCUCGGUCAUUCUCAAUUUUAUCUGGUAGAGUCACUGAGUGGCCCAAUGGACAGUUUGGAUUUUCAAUUAGAAAGGCGAACACUUCAUGGGUACACAAGAAAUGGGGCUCUUCUGUCAUUCAACUAGAGCCUAAAACAUGGAUUCUGGAGUACAAGCAGAGCUCAAUAUUAGACAACUCAAGACUGCUUUCAGCUGCACUGGAGCUCUUAAGAUACAGUAUUUCAAGAGUGAUAAGAAGAACGAAUGAAGAACUUUACCUGUUUUCUGCUUUUCAAAAUCAAUACAAAAGCUUUCUGGUGCGAGAGCAUUUCAAGAUACCAACUUGAGAAUUAUGGACAUCAGCUGGUUCUCAUCUCUUGUGAGAAGAAGUAUGAUCAUUUUGUUUGGUAUUUAGGAACCAUUAAAUUCAAUCUUUAAUUAGUUCUCUUUUAUGUAGUUUCAAUAAAGAGAUGCUUUAAGCAGAGAUAUGAUUUCAAACCCUUAUUUGGUGUUCUUGAACAAAUUGUACGUGAUGCGAAACCAAUCCAGCAUUGCCAUUUAAGUCCA
Messenger RNA from Mangifera indica (mango), 1297 nucleotides. RefSeq lists its product as uncharacterized. Lineage: Eukaryota; Viridiplantae; Streptophyta; Magnoliopsida; Sapindales; Anacardiaceae. Gene Ontology annotation, cellular component: endoplasmic reticulum. The transcript has 3 exons. The coding region runs from base 1 to 1077 and encodes 358 amino acids. The record is from RefSeq and is a predicted model, not a curated record.